Dimorphilus gyrociliatus is the source of this 2023-nucleotide messenger RNA. The record is from the annotation of a GenBank genome assembly. Lineage: Eukaryota; Metazoa; Annelida; Polychaeta; Dinophilidae.
AAUGCAGACUCGUAAAGUAAGAAAAGAGGAGGAAUUGUCAAAAUCUAGCUCAGGCAAUCUUAUUAAGCGUCUCUUCCAAGUAUUAACCUGGCAUAAAUCUAGCACAGGAAUUUCCCAAGACAAAUGUAGUAUUGGUAAAAAAGAUAAAACUGUUUUAGAAAUUCUAGGUUUCCAUCGAAAUGAUGUUGAAAUCGGACGUGGUAGCACAGCAAUUGUUCUAUCUGGAUAUUCUAUAAAAACUGGUAAAGAAGUAGCUAUAAAAAUAUAUGAUAAAGCUAGGUUAAUUAAGAAAGGAAGAACUGUCCAUUUUGAUAAAUUUAUCAAGAGAGAGCUACGAAUAACCUCUAAAGUAUCUCAUACGAACAUCGUUAAAUGUGUGGCCGGGGCUGAGACCGCUAAUCGGGUAUAUAUUAUCAUGGAGAGAUUAUCUGGCAGAACCGUUAGAGAUGAAGUUACUCGCCACUUUCGUCUACCAGAGCCGGUUGUCGGAGUAUGGAUUGCACAAUUAGCUAAAGCCAUAGAUUAUUUACACAAUAAGGGAAUAGCUCAUAGAGAUAUUAAAUGCUCAAAUUUGCUUCUCGAUAAGCACGAUAGUUUGAAAUUAUCGGAUUUUGGAGUAGCAACGGAUAAUCUAAAUGAUCCAAGAGCCUUGGGAAUUAUUUGGUCAACAACUUUUGUUGGUAACCUUCAAUACGCCGCUCCCGAAGUUUUGCUGCAACGCGAAUACGUCGCUACUAAAGCCGACUUAUGGAGUAUUGGAAUAGUUCUUUACGUCUGCUUACGAGGUCACUUUCCUUUUCCAGGAACAACCCCCAAGCAAGUUUACUAUAAUAUCAAAAGAGGACUACCAAAAUUAGAAAGGAUUGUACUCACCGAUUCGUGCGAAAGACUGAUACAAAGCCUCCUAAGAACAAAUAUAUCAGAACGGUUCGACAGUUCGAGGUUAGUAGAAGACGAAUUUUGUAAAAGAUUCGAAGGACUUGAAAUUGAUGACGUUAGAGGUUUAGAUUCGAAUGUAGAUAACUCAUUUUGUGAUGAGGUUAUCAGGCAGAUUGAAAAAUUCGAUAUUCAUCCUAAAACUGGUCAAAAAUUCCUCCAUAGUUCUGUCGAUAAACCCGAUGAGAAGGGCAUUAGGAGAGUCAAGGCAACUGUUGAAAAUCUUGUCAAAGAAAAGUCAGAAUUUAGCAAAACAGAUUCUCAUACUGAAUCGAGAGCAUCGUUUAUAUUCUGUAGCAUUUCUGAAAUGACUCUCCCAUCUCAAACAUUCGAAAGUACCGAUAAAUCAGCUAAAGAAUUUGAUAAAGACCAAGGAGAGUUGAUAGAAGCUCGAGAAGACUGUGGAAGAUUGACACCGAAUACCAUGGAGGAUUCUCAAAGAUUAAAUACAGACGAGUGUAGGGAACUAUACGAAAAUAAUACGUCUAGCGAAGUUAUUCAAGCUUCUGAGAAUUCUCAAUUAAACACUGAGGUUACAGUUCAAAAUGAUAAAGGAAAAGAGGUGAAAAUCGAAAGUUCCAGUCCUAAAUCACCCGAAUUAAAGGAUUACGGAAUGAGAUUAAGAGGGGAAGUAGAUAGAUUACCAAAUGAUACAUUCAAAACUGAGGAGAAUAAUCAACAAGAAAUACAUCAAAUUCCACCUGAAAACGCUAGCUGCAAAAGUGAUACGAAGGACAGACGCGAUAGUGAUAUUACUAAUGAGGGUCAUUCAUUGAAUUUCGAAGAUUUACGGCAUAACUCUGGAACCUCGUUAGAAAGGGAUAGAGAGAAGGCCGUUGCAAGCCAAUUGCAUAUUGAUUCGAUAAGUUAUUCAAACUCUAAAAAAGAUACACAAACAGCAGAUUGUUCCGACCACAAAGAGGAAAGUAUCCAAAUAAUAAAAAGUACAGUACUUUCGGAAUUUGAAGAAAAAUCUGAUAGAACAGAUUUAAAGGAUGAACUAUCGGAUACAUCAAGUAGAAUUACUAAACAGCAAAUAAAUUUAAAUAAUGAAUAUAUAUUCAAAGGAGAUAGAAAAGAAGAUUAA